UUCUUAUUAUGGAAACUAUAGAUUUAAAUCUUAUAUCUCCUACCUCAUCAUCACAAACACACCAUCUUUUCUAUGUAGUUAUAUAAUGAUUUUGAUAAGUUUAAUAUUCAAUUAUACACAUUAUAUGAACUAUUAAACUCAGUUUGUGACUGGACCAUAUCCUGUAUCUAACUCUGUGCUUUUCCUAAAAUUAAUAAUUGUCUUAUUUUUCAUGUGCUUCAAGCCUGUUUUUAAUUCAUCUGCAAACUGUGUCCCUCAGAUUGCUUUCCACUAUCAACUUGAGACUUCCUUUUUCCCUGUUUUGAGUUGGAUCUCCUGUUUUUCAUAUCUUUUCCUUCUUGAUUUGACCUUGCCUAUCUGAAAAUGUCUUUAUUGAGAUUUGAGUGCUACUAUGGCUGAGUAUAGAAUUCUGGUUCGGAAUUCAUUUUUUGUCUCUGAAUUUUUAUGGCCUCCCUCCAUUGUAUUUUAGCUUCCUGUGUUGAAAAGUUGAAAGAUAUUCUAUUUCGGUUUUAUCUACUUUUCCUUUCUGGAAGCUUUUAGGGUUUUCUAUAUAUAUUACAGUUCUUAAAUUUUAUUAGGAUAUGCCUUGUUGGAAACCUGUUUUCAUUCAUUUGGCUAGGCACUCAAUGAGGCCUUUCAAUCUAGAAAUUCAUGCUCUUUAGCCCAGGGAAAUUUUCAUGAAUUAUUUCUCUGAUUAUUUUUUUCUCAUCAUUUCCUCUGUUCUCUUUGUUAUUUGGAUGAUGAACUUCUUAGACUGGUCUUCUAAAUUUGUUGUCCUUUCUUUCCUAUGUUUGUUCUCAAAUGUGUAAAACAAUAUUGGCCUAUAUCUAAAAUUGAUUUACCUCACAAGCCUCUUUUCCUGGCACCCCCACCACCAUCAUUUCCACAGAUUAAUUUGAAUUUACUUGGUCAUUUCUGAAUUAAAAUUGAAUCAAGUUAGGCUUUAAACUAAGAUUCUACCCCUAUCCAUUCUUUUCUUCCCUUCUACUCUUCUUCCCUCCUACUCUUCUUCCUCAAGUUCCUGGGGGAGACUCAUAUAUCAUCAGGUAUGAUCAGUAUGUGUAAGUUUGCAUACUCUUCUCUGUCCUUGCUGGCCUCUGCUGAGCUACUGCAUGGCCUUUGGCCUUACCCCGUGCCAGCAUCCAGCUAUGUCUAGAUCCCCUUGCCUGCUCUCUGGAUUUCAUGUACUGGAUCCACUGCCAUGGCCCUUACUGUGCUUCCAGCUGUGAAAAUAAUGUACUCAUUACCCUUUUUCUUCUAAUCCUUGUCGCCUUUAUGUCUUCAACCUCAGGCUUAGCCACUUUUUCACCCCUCUUAUGGUGGAGACUUCAGUAACUUUUCAGAUUCUCUACCACAAUAUACUGGGAUGUUUAGGAUUCAAAAGUAUCUUCAGACAAAUCCUCCUAAGUACCUUUCUCGGCCAUUAUCUUUGGUACUGUAUGUAUACAUGGAUACCUCUAACACAACCCCUCCAAGCUGUUUCCUGCCUGGCAGCCAGUAUUUUAUUUCCUUUGCAUGGGAAAACAUCUAUUAUAUUCUCUUGCAUACUUGUAUACUCUAUGUUUUUAUGGUACAAGCUUGAUAUAAAAGAAUGUAGUUAUAUCUCCUUGCAUUCUUGUCUGCUCUAUGUUUUUAUGUAAGCUUUAUACAAUGAAGCUCUUAAAAUAAUAAGGCAGCUCUGUAUAUACUGACAUAUAGUACUGUACUUCACACAGGGUUGAGGUGAGGAUUACUUGUGAUGUUAACAGGUAUGAGAUAUGACUGACAGUAAUAUUCUCUGUGAAAGGGCUCUAUUAAUAUAAUUAACCCUACCCAGGUUGAAGACACACACAUAUAGCAUUUACUAUUGUGCCUGGUACUGUAGGUACUUUAUGAAUGUUAAUCUUUAUACCAAUCUACUAGUUAGGUACUAUUGUUAUCUUCAUUUACAGAUAAGGAAACUGUGGCCCAGAUGAGAGAAGUAUUAAUAACUUUCCUAAUGUCACACUGCAAGUAAAUGAGCAAGUAUUUCCUCAUGUUUAUCUAUGAGACCCCACUUGAAAGCAAGCAGCCUGUAUAACUAUGAUCUACAUUUGAGAAUAAUUUUCAUUCGGCUUCUCCUUCCUAAAUAGUUGCCUCCCCCAUCAACCCCCAUACUAUUUUACCAUACAAUGAGAGCAGAGAUAAUCCCUUACAGGGGCUCAUAAAGGCAUAGAGCAUCUGGAGAUUUACUGCCUCUGUUACACUGCUGGAUCCCACACAACAUUUGUUAUGUUUUCAUCACUUCUCUCCAGAAGAUUUUGGGAACCCAAAUGCCUACAGAGGCCAGGCUGGUGGGAAAGAAGCAGGAAGCCACUGCAGUGAGCCGGAGAGCCGAACCUUUUCUGGAGGAGCAGCCACUGCUCCAUUCCAGAUAAUUGUUGCGAGGCAGGAAUGUUGACCUAGUGUUACCACAUUGUCCAGUUUCUCAGGCUACAUUAUUGGAAUUUUGAAGUCAUGAAAACAUCAGAUGAACCAACCUGCAACACUUUGGAUUCAGAUUGGAAGAUAAAGAGAAAGUUUAAAGAAUGUGGCCUAUAAAGGCGGGUAGUACCUGGAAAUAUUAACCGACUCACACUGUAAAAAUGAGAGGUUUCUAAAUAAUAGAAGUUGUUUUAGUCCAACAUCAAGGUUCAAGACAAAAUGUUGAACUAAAAACUUUACACUCCUCCCUCUCCCACUUCAGACAGGUACCAGCAUUGGUGAAUUAUGAUUUUCCUUAGUCGGAAGCACUCAUUUUUACCCAUGUAGAUCAUCCUUAGGAAUUAAAUAUUGGUUAUUUAAUGUAGAUUAUAAUGGGAAACUGAUUUUUUCCACAAUGGCAGAUUUCACGGACUUGGUUCCAAACUGAGCCGAAGCUUCCCCAUGCAUUUUGUACAGUCUGGGAAAAACUGUGCUGCACUGGCCCAUUUUUGAAGGCCAUCAUGCUCUGUAAUAAAAGGAUAUCAUCUUAUUGCUGAUAUCUUUGAAGAGUCCCAAGCAGACACAGAAAAUGAAUGGAGGCAAGGAGUGUGACGGAGGGGACAAGGAAGGAGGCCUUCCAGCUAUACAAGUUCCUGUGGGUUGGCAGCGUCGUGUGGAUCAAAAUGGAGUGCUUUAUGUCAGUCCCAGUGGGUCUUUGUUAUCUUGCUUGGAGCAGGUUAAAACAUACCUGCUUACUGAUGGAACAUGCAAGUGUGGCUUGGAAUGUCCUCUUAUUCUUCCCAAGGUGUUUAAUUUUGAUCCUGGAGCUGCUGUGAAACAGAGAACUGCAGAAGAUGUUAAGGCAGAUGAAGAUGUCACAAAGCUAUGCAUACAUAAAAGAAAAAUCAUUGCAGUGGCCACACUUCAUAAAAGCAUGGAAGCCCCACAUCCUUCUCUGGUGCUCACCAGUCCCGGAGGAGGAACAAAUGCAACUCCAGUAGUACCUUCAAGGGCAGCAACUCCAAGAUCCAUAAGAAAUAAGCCUCAUGAAGGAAUUACAAAUUCUGUAAUGCCUGAAUGUAAGAAUCCUUUCAAGUUAAUGAUUGGAUCAUCAAAUGCCAUGGGAAGGCUAUGUGUACAAGAACUGCCUGGAAGCCAACAGCAAGAACUCCACCCUGUCUACCCCCGACAAAGAUUGGGCAGCAGUGAACACGGACAGAAGUCUCCAUUCCGUGGCAACCAUGGAGGCCUGCCCAGCCCAGCGUCAUCAGGUUCCCAGAUUUAUGGAGAUGGCUCAAUCUCUCCAAGGACUGACCCACUUGGAAGUCCUGAUGUUUUCACAAGAAAUAAUCCUGGUUUUCAUGGAGCUCCCAAUUCUAGUCCUAUUCACCUGAAUAGGACUCCUCUUUCUCCACCAUCAGUAAUGCUACAUGGUUCUCCUGUACAGUCAUCCUGUGCAAUGGCUGGAAGGACUAAUAUACCUCUUUCCCCAACCUUGACUACAAAGAGUCCAGUAAUGAAAAAACCAAUGUGUAAUUUUUCAACUAACAUGGAAAUACCACGAGCAAUGUUCCACCACAAACCACCCCAAGGCCCACCUCCCCCUCCUCCACCUUCUUGUGCUCUUCAGAAAAAGCCAUUAACAUCUGAGAAAGAUCCACUUGGCAUUCUUGACCCUAUUCCUAGUAAACCAGUGAAUCAGAACCCUGUUAUCAUUAAUCCAACCAGUUUCCAUUCAAAUGUCCACUCUCAGGUACCUGUGAUGAAUGUAAGCAUGCCUCCUGCUGUUGUUCCUUUGCCAAGUAAUCUCCCUUUGCCAACCGUAAAACCUGGUCACAUGAAUCAUGGGAGUCAUGUACAAAGAGUACAGCAUUCAGCUUCAACCUCCCUGUCCCCUUCUCCAGUGACAUCCCCAGUGCACAUGAUGGGGACUGGAAUUGGAAGGAUUGAGGCAUCGCCCCAAAGAUCACGCUCAUCUUCCACAUCAUCAGAUCAUGGAAACUUUAUGAUGCCACCUGUAGGACCCCAGGCCACUUGUAGUGGUAUUAAGGUUCCACCCAGGUCACCAAGGUCAACAAUAGGGUCCCCAAGGCCAUCAGUGCCAUCAAGCCCUUCUACCAAGUCCGAUGGACAUCAUCAAUACAAGGAUAUCCCUAACCCAUUAAUUGCUGGAAUGAGUAAUGUACUAAAUACCCCAAGCAGUGCAGCUUUUCCUACUGCAUCUGCUGGAAGUGGUUCUGUAAAGAGUCAGCCUGGUUUGCUGGGAAUGCCUUUAAAUCAGAUCUUGAACCAGCACAAUGCUGCCUCCUUUCCAGCAAGUAGUUUACUCUCAGCAGCAGCCAAAGCACAGCUAGCAAAUCAAAACAAACUUGCUGGUAACAACAGUAGCAGCAGUAGCAAUUCUGGAGCUGUUGCCGGCAGUGGCAACACUGAAGGACAUAGCACUUUAAACACCAUGUUCCCUCCUACUGCCAACAUGCUUCUCCCAUCAGGUGAAGGGCAAAGUGGUCGAGCAGCACUAAGAGAUAAGCUGAUGUCUCAGCAAAAAGACUCAUUGCGGAAAAGAAAACAGCCACCUACCACAGUGUUGAGUUUGCUCAGACAGUCUCAAAUGGAUAGUUCUGCAGUUCCUAAACCUGGACCCGACUUGCUAAGGAAGCAGGGUCAGGGUUCAUUCCCCAUCAGUUCAAUGUCUCAGUUACUACAAUCUAUGAGUUGUCAAAGCUCUCACUUGAGUAGCAAUAGUACCCCCGGUUGCGGGGGCUCAAAUACUGCUUUGCCUUGCUCUGCUAACCAGCUGCAUUUUACAGAUCCCAAUAUGAACUCCAGUGUUCUUCAGAAUUCACUGACACAGAACAUACCUUUAAGAGGGGAAGCCGUGCACUGCCAUAACGCAAACACUAACUUUGUUCACAGUAACAGUCCAGUCCCCAACCACCAUCUUGCAGGUUUAAUAAAUCAGAUUCAGGCUAGCGGGAACUGUGGGAUGCUCAGUCAGUCGGGCAUGGCUUUAGGAAAUUCAUUACAUCCCAAUCCACCUCAGUCAAGAAUUUCAACGUCCUCCACUCCAGUGAUACCAAACAGCAUUGUUAGCAGCUAUAAUCAAACAAGUUCUGAAGCAGGAGGUUCAGGACCGUCAUCUUCCAUAGCCAUAGCAGGCACCAACCACCCUGCCAUCACAAAGACAACGUCUGUUCUGCAAGAUGGCGUCAUCGUCACCACCGCAGCUGGAAACCCACUGCAGAGUCAGCUGCCCAUUGGGAGUGAUUUUCCUUUUGUUGGCCAGGAGCACGCACUUCAUUUUCCAUCCAACAGCACUUCAAACAACCAUCUUCCACACCCCUUGAACCCCAGCCUCCUCAGUUCUCUACCUAUCUCUUUGCCAGUGAAUCAACAGCAUCUCCUAAACCAGAAUCUAUUAAAUAUCCUCCAGCCUUCAGCAGGAGAAGGCAAGUCUGAGAUCAACUUCCACCCUUUAGGUUUUCUCAACCCGAAUGUAAACGCUGCUUUAGCUUUUCUCUCCAGUGACAUGGAUGGGCAGGUAUUACAGCCUGUUCACUUUCAGCUCUUAGCAGCCCUGCUUCAGAACCAAGCCCCAGCAGCUGCCAUGCUUCCCCUGCCAUCUUUCAAUCUGACCAUCUCAGAUCUUUUGCAACAGCAAAAUACCCCUUUACCCUCAUUAACACAGAUGACAGCCCCACCAGACCAUUUGCCAAGCAAUCAGUCAGACAACAGCCGAGCUGAGACCCUUUUAACCAGCCCCCUGGGGAACCCUUUACCAAGCUUUGCAGGCAGUGACACUACUUUUAACCCCCUGUUCCUCCCAGCUGUCACUGGGGCCUCAGGAUUAAUGGCCUUGAAUCCCCAGCUGUUGGGAGGUGUCCUGAACUCGGCAUCGGCCAACUCUGCUAAUCAUCCAGAGGUUUCCAUAGCAACCUCCUCCCAGGCAACCACUACCACAACCACUACAUCAUCAGCAGUGGCAGCACUGACUGUCUCAACACUUGGUGGGACAGCAGUGGUGUCAAUGGCAGAAACAUUGCUGAAUAUAUCUAAUAAUGCUGGGAAUACACCUGGUCCAGCUAAACUCAACAGUAACUCUGUGGUGCCACAGCUACUUAACCCUCUACUGGGGACAGGUCUGCUUGGUGAUAUGUCAUCAAUAAACAAUACUUUGAAUAACCAUCAACUGACUCAUCUACAGUCGCUGUUAAACAACAAUCAGAUGUUUCCUCCAAAUCAGCAACAACAGCAACUUCUCCAGGGGUACCAGAACCUCCAGGCAUUCCAAGGACAGUCCACAAUUCCUUGCCCAGCUAACAAUAACCCCAUGGCAUGUCUGUUUCAGAACUUUCAGGUGAGAAUGCAGGAAGAUGCAGCUCUCCUCAACAAAAGAAUAAGCACUCAGCCGGGGCUCACAGCACUUCCUGAGAAUCCGAACGCUGCACUUCCACCUUUCCAAGAUACACCUUGUGAGCUGCAACCAAGGAUUGACCCAUCUCUUGGUCAGCAGGUGAAGGAUGGCCUCGUUGUGGGUGGCCAAGGUGAUGCUUCCGUAGAUGCCAUUUACAAAGCAGUUGUCGAUGCAGCCAGCAAAGGGAUGCAGGUUGUCAUCACCACUGCAGUCAACAGUACAACUCAGAUCAGCCCCAUUCCAGCUCUGAGUGCCAUGAGUGCCUUCACUGCCUCGAUUGGUGACCCAUUAAAUCUCUCCAGUGCUGUCAGUGCGGUCAUUCAUGGACGAAACAUGGGAGGUGUGGAUCAUGAUGGUAGGCUGAGGAAUGCAAGAGGGACUCGGCUGCCCAAGAAUCUAGACCAUGGGAAAACCUCAAACGAAGGAGAUGGGUUUGAGUAUUUCAAGUCAGCAAGUUGCCACACGUCCAAAAAACAGUGGGACGGGGAACAAAGCCCCAGAGGGGAGCGAAACAGGUGGAAGUAUGAGGAAUUUUUAGAUCAUCCAGGCCAUAUCCACAGUAGUCCUUGUCACGAAAGGUCCAACAAUGUCUCUACACUGCCAUUUCUGCCUGGGGAACAGCACCCAAUACUGUUACCACCAAGAAACUGUCAAGGGGAUAAAAUUCUGGAGGAAAAUUUCAGGUAUAAUAACUACAAAAGAACUAUGAUGAGUUUUAAGGAGAGACUAGAGAACACUGUGGAAAGAUGUGCACACAUUAAUGGGAACAGACCUCGACAGAGUCGGGGAUUUGGAGAGCUGCUAAGCACUGCAAAGCAAGACCUGGUCCUAGAGGAGCAGUCUCCAAGUUCCUCAAAUAGUUUGGAAAGUUCUCUGGUCAAAGACUACAUCCAUUACAAUGGAGACUUUAAUGCCAAAAGCAUUAAUGGGUGUGUGCCUAGCCCUUCAGACGCUAAAAGCAUUAGUAGUGAAGAUGACCUAAGGAAUCCAGACUCCCCCUCUUCAAAUGAGUUGAUACAUUAUAGACCAAGGACGUUCAAUGUUGGCGACUUGGUCUGGGGCCAAAUCAAAGGACUGACUUCCUGGCCUGGAAAAUUAGUAAGAGAAGACGACGUUCACAAUUCAUGUCAACAAAGCCCCGAGGAAGGGAAGGUCUGGGUAAUGUGGUUUGGUCUUCAUACCUUCACUCAGGUGGAGCCCGAGAAGUUGAAGACACUAACAGAAGGUUUGGAAGCCUACAGCCGAGUCCGGAAAAGAAACAGAAAAAGUGGAAAGCUAAAUAACCAUUUAGAAGCUGCUAUUCAUGAGGCCAUGAGUGAACUGGACAAAAUGUCUGGGACUGUACACCAAAUCCCACAAGGAGACAGACAAAUGAGACCCCCCAAACCCAAGAGGAGGAAGAUCUCCAGAUAACAGAGACUACUCCAGUAAUGCGCAGUGUUUAUCAAAGGAACAUGCACAGAUGUAUCUGUAUAUAGGUAUUGAUAUAGCCACUGUUAUAUCAAUAUUUACACUAUGGCAGAUAGCUACCACCACCACAGGGUGCUCAAAGAACAGUGAUAGAAAAUUUUUCGAUCAGGAAGGAUAAUGAAUGCUGGAAAAACCAAUCAAAAUCCCUGUAUGAUGAGAAUGAUAAAUGGUCCAGAGAUUACUGAGAAACUUUUUUUCUAUAAUACUAAAAUUGUGAUUAUAAGAAAGAGUCCAAAUGUUUCUGAAGACUUUUCAAUGUUGUAUAUAGAAAAUACAGAAUUUCAUGGUGAUAUCAGAAAUGUAAAUAUUGUACAAUAUUGUCAUGUACAAGCGUACCUAAUGCACACUUUAUCUUUUAUUGUACAAAGAAAUAGUGUACAAAAUUCUUUGGUUUCUAUGGAGUACACCUACCAGAGACUACCAGUGUAAAGUGAUAAAUAAAAAUACAAUCUAAAUGCUUUUCUAUGAUAAUGUAAAAGAUGCUGUUUUUGUAUCUAACAGCAGAGAAAAGGCAUGAAGAUGUAAUAUCUGAAUUAUGACAUACACUGAGCACCCCUGAGUAUCCAUUUAUAUUGUUUGUUUGGAAUGAACCUUGCCUGGAAGCACUGGAGUCAAUUUUGGGUGUCUAGGAAAUUGCGACCUUGAAGAUUUCUAAAGGGAUGAGGGCUCACAGGUCUAAAUUAAGAAUUCAGAAGCUGCAACCAUUUGUUGCAUAUUUUUUUUACCUAAGUUUUAAAAUAGAAUAGGUUUUAUAAAAAAAAAUCUUAGAUGGAAUAUUUUACUCAGCCAUUUCUGUAGUUGACACUUGAUAGCCACCUGUUGAACCAGAUAGCUUCUAUUGCACCACCACUGGUGUUCAGGCAAAAGCCUCACUAUGAAACCAUUGUCAGAGGUAAGGUGGAUUAUAAUUCAGUUUUUUUGUAGUAGCAAAACUAAAUACAAAUCAUGAAAGCAAGUUUCAUAUCCAUUCUUCAGUAUUACUUAACCCAGAAGUUAAGGUGGCUUACAAAAUUAUUAGCAAUGGUAAUUUUUUAUCAGUAUUAUGUAACAUAUCAGAUUUAUUUUAUUUAAAGAAUUAUUUAUACCAUUAACAGAUUCUUAUAUAUAUUAAUGUGGCUGAAAUGUGCAGGUUAAAUCUAUUAACCAAAUUAUUUAUAUUAUAUUAAGUAAGAAAAAAAUGUGAAACAAAUGUAGAGAGAAAAUACUACAUUACAAGUAUACAAACCUAAAACUGUGAGCCAUUGUAAAGUACAAGGUAAUUAAUAAGAAAUGUAGCACAACAUAAUUUUCCGUCUUUUUUUCACAAUUUUUGUGGUGGUGGUAUAACCUGAUCUUCCAGGCAGUGAAGCGAAUUCUCAGGCCUCUAGCCUGGAGCUUCAGUUGAUGGAUUGUCAAAAGAAGGGAUCCAUUAUCCCUAUAUUUUUGGAACCACCAGUUCCCCAGCCUCUACUCCGAACCCGUAAACCUCUGGAGAGCACUGCCUUGUCCUCCCGCCUGGGGUUCCCACAACAGCCUAACGCCCAGGCUGCUAGGAGGUUCCCCAGUAGCAGGCUCUGGACCCCCAAAUGCCCACCACCUGUCCCACUCCUCCUCUCCCACCUACUCACCACGCUCCUCACUCCUGUCAUGUAGCAGAGUUCCAGUAACUCAGGAAAAAGGAGACCAAGGUCAUUCCUUGAGUUGGUUUCUUGGGGCCACAGCACAGAGCAUGCCACCUGGGCUCACUUUUGAUAGCAACAGCUCUUAGUUAUUCCCCUAGGUCUCCUGUGUCUCUCUGUCCCUUCCGUUCCCACCCUCACCCCUACCCACCACCCUGAUGGAAUACAACUGGCCACCCUGGGCUUCAUGGCCUGGAAGUGGGAACCUUUCCUUCAGGGGGGUGGGUUCCUUUGUCUUUCUUGUAAUGGGGAUUGCCUGCCCAGUCCUUCAUGUGGUCACACGAAGUAAUCUUUUGUGUAGCUCAGUUGACAUAUUUUCGCUACAAGUUGAUGUGUUUGGUAUAUUUAAACCAUUAAUGUCCAUUUUUUUUUUUUUGCACCAAACUGCUUUUCUACUGUUCUUUUCAACACAGUUGUGUUUAUUCACACAGACGUAUAUAUGUACGUUGGAUUGUCUGCAUGUGUGUGUGUGUGUGUGUUGAUAUGCAGAUUUUUUUUAGCCUUUGCAUUUCUGUCUUCAGACUGAGUUUGUGUUGACCACGCCUUCUUCUUUAUAUGUUGAGCUAAUUCGGUUUGUGCUUCCCAAACAUUGUAUACUUUACAUCAGUAGACCAUGUAAAGUAUGUUUGUGCCCAUGAUUUCACUGGUUGCUUGUGGCUUUGAUGUGGGUGUUAGGUGUAGUUGUUUCAGUCCACAUGUUUUUGUUUGUUUGUUUGUUUGUUUUGGUCUCUCUUAGAGUUAUAUGGUUUCAUGUAAGCAGUUAAUGUAAAUAUUGUUAGCAUUACAGGCCAUGCAGUGCUGUAACAUUUUUUCAAAUGUUGCACCUACAUUACAAUUAAAAAAUUGGUCACUCAGACUUCAA
Microcebus murinus (gray mouse lemur) is the source of this 10825-nucleotide messenger RNA. NCBI's taxonomy places the organism in Eukaryota, Metazoa, Chordata, Mammalia, Primates, Cheirogaleidae. The record is from RefSeq and is a predicted model, not a curated record.